Molecule: messenger RNA, 1290 nt
Organism: Acaulospora morrowiae
Lineage: Eukaryota; Fungi; Glomeromycota; Glomeromycetes; Diversisporales; Acaulosporaceae
Source: the annotation of a GenBank genome assembly
AUGUAUAAAAUUAAUUUAAGUUUACUCUGGUUUUUUAUUACCAUAAUUGGAUUCAUUUCGAAACAAAUUAUUGCCCUCGAUUGUCGUGACUACACUGAUCCACUUUCUUACAAAUCCACAAAAGUUAAAUGCGAUAUUGUCAAAAACGAAGACUAUGACAAAAUCACAGCAAACUCGACCGAGUUUUUGUCCCCCAGCGAAGCAUUCGUUAUUGACUUUACAUGUGGCUCUAGUGACACAACCCUGUGCGAAAAAGCAAAGAAUGCGUUUAUUUCGGCUGGUCAGAGAAUUGCAUCGGUUAUUCGAUUUAAUACGCCUAUAAGAGUGAAUGCAUCCUUUGCUGCGUUAUCAGCUAAUACUCUUGGAUCAGCGAAGCCCGCUCGAACAAUUCCAUUACAAGACCAAGACGGAAUAAUCAGACUUUACCCUCAAGCUCUUGUAAAACAGAUGCAAUUUCCUUCGCAUCCGGAAUUUAGUACAUAUGAUAUCACAGCAUUAUUCAGCUCCACGGCUGACGUAUUUUUUAAAGAAGAUGUAACAAUACAAACGAAUCAAUACGAUUUUGAAUAUAUUGUCACUCAUGAAUACAUUCACGGUCUAGGAUUCAUCUCUUACUGGAGAGAGUGGUUCGUUCCCGACUUUCCAGACCUAACUCCAUAUCCCGAGUUUUUAGUAGAUAACACAGAUCCAAGUAAACCGAUAACUUAUACUGGUUUCACCGAAACGGCCUUUGAUAGAUACAUGGUGUUGAAUACCACAGAUAAAAUAAAGAUGACAACUCUAGCACAACAAAUAAACAAAUUUGCACCGAUAGGAAAGAAAUUUCCAUCAUUGAUUUCAUUUGAAGAAUCAUUCCUUGAUUCUAGGCAAUCAUAUAUUGCGGAAAAUCUAUCGUAUGCGGCUAUAAAUCCAUACUCUAUGGAUUUUGUGACAAAUGAUUCUACUCCAGUUAUUCUUGAAACAAAAAUAAUUCCCUUUAAUCCUGGUUCGAGUGUUACUCAUGUGGACACCCUGUACAUGAACACCUCUGAUUUUCUGAUGGUAUAUGUAGCUCAACCCGGUAUCACUUUAGAUGACAUUAUUAUAAAAAAUGGAAACGCAUCUGGUGGAGCAAUAGGCCCUUAUCUCACCAAAGUUUUAGAAACAUUAGGAUAUACCACUGCAAAUAAUCUGUCACCAUAUAGGCCCACCUUACCAAAGUCUGGCUCUAAUAACAUUUCUCCUUCUUUAAGCAUGGCAAUUAGUUUAAUUAUCACUAUUACUUUGUCGCAAUAUUUUAAUAUAUUUUAA